GGUACGUCAUGAAGGAAGAGAGAGAGAGAGAGAGACGGGAGAGCAACAUCUGGCCAAACUCUCGUCUUACUUUAACCACACCCACAGGCGCAUUCUUCACGCGGAGCGCUCUACCUGUCGAAAGUAAACGAUUUCGUGCGUAAAAUUACCCAAACGUCGAGAAAAGAGCUAUAAACGGGGACUAAAAUUUGAGUUUAGUCUCUUAGGAUGGAUUAGGUGUCACUUGAUUCAACGUUUUAUAAGGAAGAAAGGAAAUCCAAGUUUGAGUGUGUGCCAGGACCAUGGACUGGAAGACCUUCCAGGCCCUACUCAGUGGGGUCAAUAAGUACUCCACAGCAUUCGGCCGAGUAUGGCUGUCAGUGGUAUUUGUGUUCAGGGUCAUGGUCUAUGUGGUGGCCGCAGAGAGAGUGUGGGGCGAUGAGCAGAAGGACUUUGACUGUAAUACCAAGCAGCCUGGCUGUGCAAAUGUCUGCUACGACUUCUUCUUCCCAAUCUCCCACAUCCGCCUGUGGGCACUACAGCUCAUCUUCGUCACCUGUCCAUCCUUCAUGGUGGUCAUGCACGUGGCAUACCGGGAUGACCGUGAGCGCAAGUACAGGGCCAAGCAUGGGGAAGAGGCAAAGCUCUACAGCAACACAGGCAAAAAGCACGGAGGGCUGUGGUGGACUUAUCUGAUCAGCCUUUUUGUGAAGACUGGCAUAGAGGUGUCUUUCCUCUACAUUCUCCACAAAGUGUAUGACAGUUUCUACCUGCCCCGGUUGGUCAAAUGUGAGGUGUCCCCCUGUCCAAAUCAGGUGGACUGCUACAUUGGACAUCCUACUGAGAAGAAAGUCUUUACCUACUUCAUGGUUGGAGCUUCUGCCCUUUGCAUCAUCCUUAACAUCUGUGAGAUCAUUUAUCUCAUUUCUAAAAGAAUCGCCAGAUGUGUGAACAAAGUGAAAAGACGACAUCACCACAUGGCAGUGCCUGAGCAAGAUGCCAAUGAAGACAAUUUCUUCAACCAAAGCACUCUUCCUGUGUCCCAGCAAGACCUGAAAGACUUUAAGGACAGACCCCCUUCAUUUAAAUCUGUAACCAAGUCACCAGUGCACAGACUCAGGCUAGAGGAAAAAAUACACGCCUCUGCUCCGAACCUGUAUAUGUCUUAAAGAUGGGAGAGCAAACUUACUAAAGAAAGAUGUCAUCUCACAAAAGAGUGAAAUCUCAGGAUGAACUACAGCACAUAUCAAAGCUGACAUGUUGCUAAAAUCAGACAUGCAUGAACUUUGUUUUUUAUGGCAAUAUAAAUUAUACUUGAAAAUCCUCCAAAUCAACUCAAUAGCAAAUAAAUGUUUUAAUGUGUAGACUUCCUCUUAAAGAUCUUCAUUUCCUGUACAACAUUCCUGUUUAGUGUAUUUGUUCUUUCGCUUAUAUUUUCCAUGAGAGAAGAGAACUAUUAAUCAAGAAAGCAAGACACACCUGGACACGUACUUGCCUCAUGGAAGCAUUCUGCUAAUCUGAAUGAGGAAGCAAUGAUGCUGCUGAAUCCUUGCCUAGAGAAAUGGACUAACAGAGCCAAAGGGACAAGGAGGUGAUUUCCUCAAAGCCUUAAAUACACAUGGCCUAAAGUACAUUUGUUUAUAUAAAUGUAAAUAUAAUAAAUGUAUUGAUUUUUCUAUCAGA
Periophthalmus magnuspinnatus is the source of this 1662-nucleotide messenger RNA. It is a transcript of the gene gjb3, whose product is annotated as gap junction protein beta 3. The transcript is spliced from 2 exons. NCBI's taxonomy places the organism in Eukaryota, Metazoa, Chordata, Actinopteri, Gobiiformes, Gobiidae. Gene Ontology annotation, cellular component: connexin complex. Gene Ontology annotation, biological process: cell communication. Bases 282 to 1148 code for a protein of 288 amino acids. The record is from RefSeq and is a predicted model, not a curated record.